GUCUCCGGCAUCAUUUCGAUUUUGUGCUACUCUAAUCAAUCCUUUAAAAUGAAAUUCGGUAUCGCCGUCUGUAUUCUGGGUUUGGUGGCUUUUCACGAAGCCUCAUGCAAACCAGCUGAACCUUCGUUCUUUCCGGCUUUAGUGACCGGUAAUUGCACAUACAAUGAUUAUUCUCAGCUGGAUAUUGAUACCUGUUCAAGGAUCGAGUGUAUUAAAACAGAACAGGGAAUCAGUUUCGGGGAAGUUCCAUGCAGUCUUGCAGUGUGUAACAAUGGAAAAAAUCUUUAUGGUGGUCUCCCGGACUUAACGAAAAAGUACCCAGAUUGCUGUCGUCCAAAUACAUGUGACUAAAUACUGCAAUAUCUAAGGUCUUUUUGUAAAACACGCUCUUAACGCGGAAAUUGUUAUUGAAU
Molecule: messenger RNA, 413 nt
Organism: Venturia canescens
Lineage: Eukaryota; Metazoa; Arthropoda; Insecta; Hymenoptera; Ichneumonidae
Exons: 3
Coding region: 49-351 (100 amino acids)
Source: RefSeq, a predicted model, not a curated record